GGUGCAGCAUUGAAAAUCGGCCAAAUACUAAGUAUACAGGAUUCUAAGGUGGUGUCACCGCAGCUGGCUAAAGCUUUUGAACGUGUACGCCAGGCGGCCGACUAUAUGCGAUGGCAAGUAGAGCGCGUAAUGAUCACACAAUUGGGCGCCGAUUGGCGUAAUCUUUUGGAAAGUUUCGAUGAGAAACCAUUUGCGGUGGCUUCCAUUGGGCAGGUACAUCGCGCUACAUUGAAAGGUGGCAUGCAAGUGGCUAUAAAAAUUCAAUAUCCUGGCGUUGCGCAAAGCAUCGAAAGUGAUAUUGAUAAUUUAGUAGGCAUGCUCAAAGUAUGGGAUGUCUUUCCGCACGGCUUCUUUAUUGACAAUGUGGUCAAGGUGGCCAAACGUGAACUAAAUUGGGAAGUAGAUUAUACACGUGAAGCUGAAUAUACAGAUAAAUUUACGCAGAUGAUUGCACCUUAUCACGAGUACUAUGUACCGAAGGUCAUUAAAGAAUUGACCACAAGCAGCGUACUGACUACAGAAUUAGUGCCAGGUGUACCAUUGGACAGGUGCUUCGAUUUAAGCUAUGAGCAUCGCCAUCACAUUGCUUCGUCUAUACUCAAGUUGUGCUUGCGUGAGCUGUUCGAGUUGGAAUGCAUGCAAACCGAUCCGAAUUGGUCGAAUUUCCUUUAUGAUGUUGAUACGAAGAGACUAAUGUUAAUUGAUUUUGGUUCAACGCGUUUUUAUCAAAAGCAAUUCAUACGUAAUUAUCGGCAGGUAAUAACGCACGCAGCAGAGAAUAAUCGUGAAGGUGUCUUGCGCAUGUCACGCGAAAUGGGUUUUCUCACAGGUUAUGAAACCAAGCAAAUGGAAGAGGCGCAUGUGGAUGCUGUUAUGAUACUUGGCGAAAUAUUUCGCUUUGAUGGUGAUUUUGAUUUCGGCCGGCAGAACACCACCGAACGCAUUGCACAUUUAGUACCCACAAUGGUCGCACAUCGCCUUUGUCCACCGCCAGAGGAAAUCUAUUCCAUACAUCGCAAAUUAUCUGGUAUAUUUUUGCUGUGCUCACGCCUAAAUGUACGACUUAAUUGUCGGCCGUACUAUGAUGAAAUUGUUAUUCAGAAGUUCAAGGAGUAAUAUUGGAAAGGCACAAACUGUUAGGUAUAUAUACAGGAAGAAAUGUUUACUUUAGAAAAAUGCAUAUAAAAAUAUAUACGUUGCCUUUAUAAUACGAUCGCCUUGC
Rhagoletis zephyria (snowberry fruit fly) is the source of this 1222-nucleotide messenger RNA. Its product is annotated as atypical kinase ADCK3, mitochondrial-like. Gene Ontology annotation, biological process: ubiquinone biosynthetic process. NCBI's taxonomy places the organism in Eukaryota, Metazoa, Arthropoda, Insecta, Diptera, Tephritidae. The record is from RefSeq and is a predicted model, not a curated record.